Anisakis simplex (herring worm) is the source of this 564-nucleotide messenger RNA. The record is from the annotation of a GenBank genome assembly. NCBI's taxonomy places the organism in Eukaryota, Metazoa, Nematoda, Chromadorea, Rhabditida, Anisakidae.
UUCCAAGCACUCGUUGAGGGCAGUAAAGCGGAGGCAGUUGAAGAGCUGAGAAAACUGGAAGAGAUCGAAGCACAGAUCGAUUUGGCUGAAGACACCACUCAAGAGGCUGAGAAUGCAAUCGGAAACGCGAAAAAUGACGCGGAAUCUGCGGAAAACAUCGCUUUGCAAGCCGAGGAAGAGGCGAAAGCCAUCAGUGAAGCAGUUACGAAAGCAGCCUUGGCCGAGAAUGCGGCCAAGAACGCCAAUAAAACAGUCUCGGAUGCAUCUGAGAAGAUCAAGAGUAUUAUCGAUCAAUUAAAUUCACUGGAUGAAGUGAAUAGUGAAGAGUUAGAUGAACUAGAGAAACAACUUGAAGAAGCUGAGAAAAUUCUUGAGAAUGCAGAUCUUGAGAAGCAGGUGGAGGCACUGAAGGAACAAAAAAUCGACCAAGAUCGAAAGAUAACACAGUUCAAGAAUGAUAUCGAUGCAUUACAACUGGAGGUACGAAAUCUUGAAGAGAUUCGUAAUUCAUUACCGGACAAAUGCUUCAAUCUCAUCAAACUGGAACAAGAAGGUCAAAAGUGA